Messenger RNA from Aphanomyces astaci, 732 nucleotides. RefSeq lists its product as hypothetical. The coding region runs from base 1 to 732 and encodes 243 amino acids. The transcript has 2 exons. NCBI's taxonomy places the organism in Eukaryota, Oomycota, Saprolegniomycetes, Saprolegniales, Verrucalvaceae. The record is from RefSeq and is a predicted model, not a curated record.
AUGGUCGGAGUCAUUGAACGCGCUCACUUCGGUCGCCAGCCCCCUCGCGUGAAGCUAUCCGCUGCCCAGCGCCACUUGCCGUCGCAUGUGGUCAACCUCUCGGGCGUUUCCCGCCUCCUCAAACGUGUUGCCCUUCCCGUACCUCCACCUAACGAAUUCCCUCUGCAACCGUCCCGUGUCGAGGCGUACCACUCGGCCCUCACCCGGCGCUUCGUCGACUACUUGGCCCUAGUCACGCAGUUCACCAAGUCGCAAUGCCCCUCCACUCCCCCAGACAUGUUUAGCCAUGACGUCCAGUGCGACGGAAGCGCCGGUCGCCACGCUGUGAACGCACUGUGGCUCCAGUGGGCUACACUAUUUCCCGGCUACCAGUUGAGCGUCGUGGUGAUAGAUGUGGUGGCUGCAGACAAUGCAACGGCCAACUUGACCGUACGCGUGGAAGUGCAAAUGACGCUUGGAGACAGGACGUCGGCUUGCUUGCAGACGCCCCACUGGCGCCAACCAACUGACGUGGCGCUGCAAGGCUACUUCAUGGUGCAGUUCGACGGAGGUUCCGGGGGCAUAUUGAGCUUACAGCCCCAGAUCAACUUUGCUCCAGCUUUUAAGCCACGGGGGCUAUACCGACGAGACAGGGUUGCCCGGAAUUCGACCCAAGUUGCUUUUGAGUUGGACAAGGCGAAAAAAUCCAAGUUUGCCUUGAGCUUCAUCUUAAAUGACGAGGUGGUCGGUUAA